GCUAGAGCUCGAGCGUACUGUAUUAUCCGGUCGUUCGAUUUUGAGUAUACUACUUGCGCUUCAGCUGGCCUUUUCUUUCCUCUCUGUUGUUUUUAGCCCCUUAACUUUAAUAAAAAAACUGCUUAACUUAAGCAACACUGUUCACACCCAAUUUUUUCUUUUUUUGCACGAUCACGCUUUUGAGUAUCUUGCACCACAAUAAAAAAAAUAUGUUUCUUUAUUUUUUUAUGAUUUUUUACUGUUCACCAGAUGCAGACGAGCCCGGCACCGAAUUGAAUUUUCGCUUUUCUAUCCUCUCUUUGUUUUCAUUCUCUCCAAUCUCUAGCAAUGGCAUUUUGUCACCAUCUCUUAAAUGCCACUGUUUCAACUAAUAAAUUGGAAAAAAUUCCACACGAUGUUUAGCAUUUUGUUUGUUUGCUCCCUUGUUUUGUUGAACUAUUUUUUCCUAGUUGAAAAACUUCACAAGCAUCUUCGAGUAUUUUUUUUAGAUCUUUGAUGUCAUUACGGCCAAAUCCACUUUUAUUUUUGCGGGGGUACGGCCAAAUCCACUUUGAUUACCAGCUUUCCACGUUAUCAUGUCUCACCGCUAUAGUAAAGUAGCUUCUGCAGUUUGCAUGCAUCUAUUCGUCCUUUCAUUUUUUAUUGCCUCCAUUUCGACCGACAGCAGGUCCCUAUCGGCCGACCUCUCAACAGCGACCUCUCACCAGUCACCCUUGGCACGACGGUCCACCCAACUGGACAACCACUCAGCCUAUAUAAAAAAUCAACCUGAUCGAGAAGACAACAAAGAAAAGUGGAAGAAGAAGAAGCUCAAGCUAGCUAGACAACAGGAAGAGCACCCAAGAAAACCACAAGGAUCACCAACGAGAUGCAGCAAGCGAAGGUGAAGGUGAAGGACGGCUCGAGCGCGCUGAGGGCCAAGGCGAAGAUCGCGUGGGCCAAGCUGGCGGAGAAGGUGGAGGCGGCGACGUCGAGGUCGCACGACGAGCGGAAGCUGGCGCACGAGCGCGGCAGGGCCAAGGUUGCCGCCGCCGAGGCGCAGCUGCACCGUGAGAAGGUGGCGCACCGCGAGGCGGCCAUGGAGCACCGCCUCCACAAGCACGCCGGCGUGGGCGGCCACAACCACAAGCACGACGCCGGUGGCGUGCACUGAGGCGUGGCGCGUCUAGGGAGCCUGCCAACGUGUGAUUUCCUCUAUUCUUUUCACUUGUGUACUGUUACAUACGUGUGUCGUGGUUAUUUGGUCAAGUUAUAUCUGGAGUGCCAUGUGAAUUAUUGACGUUAUGGACGUUUUCAUGAUUGACUAA
Triticum aestivum (bread wheat) is the source of this 1307-nucleotide messenger RNA. RefSeq lists its product as uncharacterized. The coding region runs from base 869 to 1153 and encodes 94 amino acids. Lineage: Eukaryota; Viridiplantae; Streptophyta; Magnoliopsida; Poales; Poaceae. The transcript has a single exon. The record is from RefSeq and is a predicted model, not a curated record. Gene Ontology annotation, biological process: embryo development ending in seed dormancy.